CCGUAUGCAUGAUAUAAAACUAAAUUCCAUGAUGGAAAAUAUACAUGGGAAGAGGGAAUGGGAGACACAAACACAAAGCAGAACCACAGCCAUACAUUGAAUAUGAGGCUAUCCAUAAUCUCAUCCUUGCUUAUUUCAUUUUCUUCCUGUCAUCUCUCUAAAAUACCCACCACUUACUUAAACUUACUUCCUCUACUCCACACUGCUGAUUGCUUGCUAUAAUUUUAGCCUUAGCAGAAAUUUCUGGUUUCUGUGGAUACAUUAUGGCUUCGGCUACUCUUUCUGUAGCCAAACCGUCCCUUCAGGGAAAUGGAAAAGGGUUCCAAGAAUUCUCAGGCCUCCGCAACUCUCCAGCUUUCCUUCCCUAUGCCAAGAAAACUCCUGAUGACUUCCUCUCACUCGUUGCUUUCCAGACUUCUGCUGUGGGAAGUAGCAAUGGGGGAUACAGGAAAACUGCAGCUGAGGCUAAGAUAAAAGUAGCCAUAAAUGGAUUUGGUAGGAUUGGCAGGAACUUCUUGAGGUGCUGGCAUGGGCGCAAGGAUUCUCCUCUGGAUGUCAUCGCCAUCAACGACACUGGUGGUGUCAAGCAGGCUUCUCAUCUCCUCAAGUACGACUCUACCCUUGGUAUCUUCGAAGCUGAUGUUAAGCCUGCCGAGGAUGGCAUCUCUGUCGAUGGCAAGGUCAUCAAGGUUGUUACCGACCGCAACCCCAUCAACCUUCCCUGGAAGGACUUGGGUAUCGACCUGGUGAUUGAAGGGACCGGAGUUUUCGUGGAUAGAGACGGUGCUGGAAAGCAUAUACAGGCAGGUGCCAAGAAGGUGCUCAUAACAGCCCCUGGCAAGGGUGAUAUCCCAACCUACGUCGUUGGAGUCAAUGCUGAUGCCUACAGUCCUGAUGAACCUAUCAUCAGCAACGCUUCUUGCACUACCAACUGCCUUGCUCCCUUUGUCAAGGUCCUUGACCAGAAGUUUGGCAUCAUCAAGGGCACCAUGACUACCACUCACUCAUACACCGGUGACCAGAGGCUACUGGACGCGAGCCACCGUGACCUCAGAAGGGCACGAGCUGCCGCUUUAAACAUUGUUCCAACUUCAACUGGUGCAGCAAAAGCAGUUGCCCUUGUCCUUCCAACUCUGAAGGGCAAACUGAACGGCAUAGCCCUGCGUGUACCGACACCAAAUGUGUCGGUUGUGGACCUAGUGGUGCAGGUGUCAAAGAAGACCUUUGCAGAAGAGGUAAAUGCUGCAUUCAGAGAAAGUGCUGACAAGGAGCUGAAGGGUAUCCUGUCAGUGUGUGAUGAGCCCCUUGUUUCAGUCGACUUCAGGUGCACAGAUGUUUCAUCAACUGUGGAUUCAUCCCUGACCAUGGUGAUGGGAGAUGAUAUGGUUAAGGUGAUUGCUUGGUAUGAUAACGAAUGGGGUUACUCUCAAAGGGUUGUGGAUUUGGCUGAUAUUGUUGCCAAUAACUGGAAGUAGUAGAAUUCUUGUCAUCUCUCUCCAAUGUAAUUUUCAGAAUUUUGUGUCCUCAUGAUGAUCUUCCUUUCUAGUUGGGUUUUCCCACUUCUAUUUUUGUCAACAAUGUAUAACUAUAUGGUGGAAUUGAACCAUUUUCUCUUUCA
Hevea brasiliensis (rubber tree) is the source of this 1618-nucleotide messenger RNA. RefSeq names its product glyceraldehyde-3-phosphate dehydrogenase A, chloroplastic. Gene Ontology annotation, cellular component: chloroplast; apoplast. Gene Ontology annotation, biological process: glucose metabolic process. The record is from RefSeq and is a predicted model, not a curated record. Bases 264 to 1475 code for a protein of 403 amino acids. Gene Ontology annotation, molecular function: glyceraldehyde-3-phosphate dehydrogenase (NAD+) (phosphorylating) activity; NADP binding; NAD binding. The transcript is spliced from 5 exons. Lineage: Eukaryota; Viridiplantae; Streptophyta; Magnoliopsida; Malpighiales; Euphorbiaceae.